GGCGCUCGCACUGCCCGGAUGUAGCGGGAGGAGGUGUCGCCGCCAUCUUUGCCCGGAGAGCAGCGAGAGCUGAUCGUGGCUGAGCCCCCCCGCCGCCGGACCAUCGGUCUCCAUCCGUCCCGCGUCGCCGCCCUCGCCCUCGCCCCACGGACAUGGACGACCGGGAGGACCUCGUCUACCAGGCUAAGCUGGCCGAGCAGGCCGAGCGCUACGAUGAAAUGGUUGAAUCAAUGAAGAAGGUGGCUGGAAUGGAUGUGGAGCUGACAGUCGAGGAAAGAAACUUGCUCUCUGUUGCAUAUAAAAAUGUGAUUGGUGCCAGAAGAGCCUCCUGGAGAAUAAUCAGUAGCAUUGAGCAGAAGGAAGAGAACAAAGGUGGGGAAGACAAAUUGAAGAUGAUCCGGGAGUAUCGGCAAAUGGUUGAGACUGAAUUGAAACUAAUCUGUUGUGAUAUUCUGGAUGUACUGGACAAACACCUCAUUCCAGCAGCCAAUACUGGUGAAUCGAAGGUUUUCUAUUAUAAAAUGAAAGGGGACUACCACAGGUAUCUCGCUGAGUUCGCCACAGGAAAUGACCGAAAGGAAGCUGCCGAGAACAGCUUGGUGGCUUAUAAAGCUGCUAGUGAUAUCGCAAUGACAGAACUUCCUCCAACACAUCCCAUCCGCUUAGGACUUGCCCUCAACUUCUCUGUUUUCUACUAUGAAAUUCUUAAUUCUCCUGAUCGUGCCUGCAGGUUGGCAAAAGCCGCUUUCGAUGACGCAAUUGCAGAACUGGAUACGCUGAGCGAAGAAAGUUACAAGGAUUCUACGCUUAUCAUGCAGUUGUUACGUGAUAACCUGACACUAUGGACUUCAGACAUGCAGGGUGACGGUGAAGAACAGAGUAAAGAAGCACUGCAGGAUGUGGAAGACGAGACCCAGUGAGACAUCAAGGCCAAUAAAAGACCCCAUCUUUGUCCCCCUUCUGCCCCCUUCUCCCUCAAAGUCCCUCAGUCUCCCUGGGAGCCAUCUUAUCUGACGUUGUGAUGGGCCCCAGAAUUUAGGUUCCUACCCUGUUGGUUUUUUUUUUUUUUUACACAGUUGAAAAGUUCUUUAAAAGGCAAGAGUGAAUGUCUGUGGAUUUUACUGGUGCCAGCUUUCAGUUUCUUUAAGACACUAACCGGACUGGCUGCAUGGAGGCUUUUUCUGAAUUAUUGUGUGUCUUCUGUCAGUUGGAGGUAACAUCUGGAAGCCAUUAGAAUUCUAGGGAAAGUAUUUUGCACUGUGAAGUGCAGAUGGUGGCAUUUUUCAUUUUUUAUAAUUGUUUAAACAAUUUUAUACCAGUGUUUAAAAUUGGGCGUUUAGCUUGAAGUUACAGGUUUCAUUGGAACAGUUCUUGUAAUGGUUUUGCUGUCAAACAAAACGAAAACCCAAAACUGCUGAGGUGAUGGGUGCUGGUAACGGUUCACAAUCCGUGGCUGCUCAUUCUUGCCUUCUCUUUACUUUCCCUCCAAGCAGGUGAGCAUUGAAGGUGGCGUUGAAAAGCCUGCAUGUGUGUUGAAUAUUUUUCUCUCCCUUUCCCUGCCCUCUUUGCUAGCUCAACCUCUUUUGUUCAGUAUGUGUAACUUGAAGCUAAUUUGUACUACUGGAUAUCUGACUGGAGCCACAGAUACAGGAUCUGUAUUGUUCUUACUGAAACACAGCAUGGAAUUAACAUUAAACUUAAAUAAAACAACCCUAAAUUAAAACAAUGCCAAAUACUACUGCUACUUUACCCUGGUCCCUAUUCAGCCAAGAGGUUGCAGGCAGAACAAGUAGCAGGAAAAAGCAGAGUUUAUGGACUGUUGGUGGCUGUAAUUUCACUAGACGGCCUCGGCCAGGAUUUGUGAAUCUAAAUUUGUGGCUGGAUACAGAACACCCUCUUCUACCCUUGAACGUUCAAUCUGCUUGACGAUGGCGACAUUGAGGUUGAUGCUUCCAUCUUCUAAGCAGAUAAACAGAGUGGGUCAGGUUGAGCUAGAGCACCUCUUUGAAAAUCAAGCCGUGUUUCUUCCCCCCAUCUCCCCUCUUCCUUUCUCUCGCCCUCUUGACUUUCUCAGCAGCUGCUUCCUUUCAGUGUUCAACUCAACUUAUACCUUGUUCAUUUCUUUAGGCCACGGGCUAGUAAAUAUUGGAGGGAUUGUGUGGAAAUUUUAACAUACACUCAGAAACAUUUGGCUCUUUUUUUGUUUUGUCUGUGAAUGCCUUAUCACAUACCUCUGGUCUGACCUGUAUCCUUGCCUUUUAGUUUCAUUUGGGAUUCCCCUUUGGAGUGAGCAGCAAGUCUGUUGGAUAAAUAAAAUACUGUGUAAAGAUUCUG
Messenger RNA from Notechis scutatus (mainland tiger snake), 2334 nucleotides. It is a transcript of the gene YWHAE, whose product is annotated as tyrosine 3-monooxygenase/tryptophan 5-monooxygenase activation protein epsilon. The record is from RefSeq and is a predicted model, not a curated record. NCBI's taxonomy places the organism in Eukaryota, Metazoa, Chordata, Lepidosauria, Squamata, Elapidae.